AUGUCACUUAGAUAUUCAAAUAUUUGUUAUUAUAUUAUUCUUGUGACUAUGAUAACACAACUAAUAUUUUGUCUAUUUUUCGCACUUCAAAUAAAUGCAGGUAAAAUAAAUUAGAAUUUGUUUUCUAUGAAAAUAUGUAUUUUGCAGGAGUUAUCCCAACUUUCUCAUCAUUUAACAUGUCCCAAGAGUUAUCAAAAAUCGAAAAAUCCUGUCUAUCACAAGAAGAUCAUGACGAAAUAUCAGGAAACAAAUACAAAACAGGAUGGGCUCAAGUAUUCAAUUUACGCACAAUUUAUCUAUCUCUGGAAGUUAUUGUAAAUUCAGAAAUGCGAAAAGUUUUGGGAUUAUCACAGUAUUCUGGAACAUAUCAAAAUCAUAAAUUUGCAUCAGAUAAACAAUUAAAAGAUGCUUCAAAUUUUGAAGAAUAUUUUGAUUUGCAAACAUUAGGCGGAAUAGGUUAUGUUGCUAAAAAUGAAGCGAUUACUGACGAGGAUUUGAUCACAGCAAUUCAGUUUUUGGACAAAAAAUGGCCAGCAAUUCGUAUUAUUCUAAGAAAUAAAUUUGAAAAAUAUAUCGAGACCGCUAAAAAUCAUAAAGGAUUUCAAACCGGGAAAAACUAUGAAUGGAAACAGGAUCGAAAAAUUGUCAAUGGUUUGAUUAUUGCACAUUAUGAAAUGCAAAAUGGAGUAUGGGAUGCGAUUAGCGAAAUGUAUUAUAACAAAAAAUGCCAACAAUUCCCUCGUCCAGAUUCUUCUCAUUCAUUUUUCAAAACACUCAAGAAAAGUGUGAUGAAAGACUAA
Molecule: messenger RNA, 800 nt
Organism: Caenorhabditis angaria
Lineage: Eukaryota; Metazoa; Nematoda; Chromadorea; Rhabditida; Rhabditidae
Source: the annotation of a GenBank genome assembly